GAAUUUGAACUAUGAUGUGCAAUAAAUGACAUUGCAAUAGCGGAAGUAAACGGGUGAGGAGGUCUCUGUUUUGAUUCAAUCGCGAUCCUGUCCCCUGUAAAGAGGCUCCAGAGGCACCAGUUGCUCGGCUGGAAAAGCAGACCCACGGCUCACAUCGGCCUUCACUCACUCCGUCACUGCCAAGACUUUAAGAUGUCGAAGAAGCUGUUGCUCUUAGAUGUUGACUGUGGGGUGGAUGAUGCCCAAGCGAUCAUGAUGGCUCUUGCAGCUCCUGAUGUACACGUCCUGGGUAUAAUGUGUACUCAUGGAAAUACAAACAUUGAAAACGUGUGCAAAAAUGUACUUCGAGUGCUAAAGGUUUGCCAGAGGACAGAGAUCCCCGUAUAUCGUGGUGCAGGUGCAUCGAUUCUGGAAGAGCAGCUAAAUGGUGCCCAGUACCAUGGAAAAGAUGGUCUAGGUGAUGUUCCAGAUUGUAAUGCUCCAGGGCUAGAACACCUACAAGCUGAAUAUGCAGUAAAUGCCAUCACAAGAAUAGUCACUGAACAUCCUGGUCAGGUCUCGCUUGUGGCUACUGGCCCCCUGACCAGCAUUGCUUUGGCAUUUAAAAUGGACCGCACCUUUCCGUCGAAGUUAAAGCAUCUGUACAUCAUGGGAGGAAACAUGGAAAGCAGGGGGAAUGUAACGAUGUGUUCUGAGUUUAACUUUGCAGCAGAUCCUGAAGCAGCUUAUAUCGUCUUGAAUCACUUUACUUGUCCCAUGUAUAUUGCAACUUGGGAAUAUUGUCUUCGCCAUGUGCUACCUUGGGAGUUUUUUAAGGAGUGGGUAAACCAAGGCACUGAGAAAGCUUGCUUCAUGAAGAAGAUAACAGCACACAGUGAAAAAUUUUCCAGAGGCAAGCAAGGUGAUAGAGAGAUGUAUUUCGGACCUGGCUUUGUGUCCUGUGAUUCUUUUGCAGUGGCAGCUGCUAUUGAUGAGAGUGUUGUUACUGAAUACAAGAGAUAUGGAGUAAGUGUGGAGUUACAAGGUUCAGUGACCAGAGGGAUGAUGAUUGUGGAUACACUUAACACACUGCAAAAAGAAAAUCAAGCUUUUAUUAUGACAAAAUGUGAUGUUGAGAAGUUAAAGCAGCUCAUGAUGUCUGCUCUGAAGUAGCAGGCUAAAAUAACAUGGGCAAAAAGAAAAUUGAUCACAAAUAUCAGUAGACUUUCUAGAGUGCAUAGUGUGAAUUUGCCUUUACUGUCAAGUGACUUUUCCUGUUUUCUAUCAAUUUACUAGAGUGUUUCUUUCACUUCUUCUUGGUUUUGCCACGCCCAUUAUCAUUUUCUCCUAAAAGCAUAGGGUAGGACUCACUGGGUUACAGGUGUCCUCAUCCGAGCUCUUCAUUUUCAUGUUUAACUGCAGGUGUUGAAUAUUGGCAGACCAGUGUUCAUGUUCACAGUGAUUCACCCAAUGAAAUAACUCCACAGAGAGCGGUAUCCCAUCACCAAGUCACCCUUUAUUUACAUGUGGAAAGUCCUUGACUCUGUCACAGCCUCGGCAGAGUCAGCACCCAGAGUGAACGGAAUCUCUGACACUCCUCUUUACCUGUUGGCCAGGGCUCCCUGAUAAGGACAUAUUAACAGCUCCAAUCAGGGAAACUCAUAUUUGAUCAGGUCCAGCUGGUUGACCUCAUUGCAGUCACUGCACCCAGUUUCUACAUGAGCAGUCGAGACCCGGUCAUUGGAUAGUCACAGCAGCAGAAAGCUUUGUUGAAUUUAUAUUAUUUUGCAGGAACAGUUAUCAUGCUUCUAAUAAACUAUCUCCACUUCGAGUAGAAA
This is a messenger RNA of Hemiscyllium ocellatum (epaulette shark), 1817 nucleotides long. Its product is annotated as nucleoside hydrolase-like. Bases 193 to 1152 code for a protein of 319 amino acids. The record is from RefSeq and is a predicted model, not a curated record. Gene Ontology annotation, molecular function: hydrolase activity, hydrolyzing N-glycosyl compounds. The transcript has 6 exons. NCBI's taxonomy places the organism in Eukaryota, Metazoa, Chordata, Chondrichthyes, Orectolobiformes, Hemiscylliidae.